CUCGGUUAGUUAAGCGCGGUUUGUCAGUCAGUAGAGUCGAGUCGAGUCGAGUCGAUACCGUCACCGUCAUCGUUAUUGUUGCUGCUGCCUGUCGUCGGUUGUACCCACAGUCAUGUCCAAGUACACGAAACUGGGCCGCGGGAUCUGCGAUCUGCUGAUCUGGGCCGCGCUCAGUGUGGGCAGCCUGCUGCUGCACAAGUGGGGAAAGCCUUUCAAGCGCGGCUUCUUCUGCGGCGAUGAGUCACUGGCCUAUCCCUACCGCGCCAGCAGCGUCGACCAUCAGCUGGUGCUGGCCAUUGCCUUCGGCGUGCCCACCUCCGUCAUUGUGGUGGUGGAGCUGUUCAAGCAGCUUCCGGGUGGCGGCCUGCGCGAGACCACGGGCAAGCGGGAUGGCUGCCGCCUUGGGCAUCGCCUCGGGCAGCUCUACAAGCAGGUCAUCUUCUAUCUGUUCGGCCUGGCCAUGGUCGCGUUCACCACGAUGCUCUCCAAGGUGUGCAUUGGCCGUCUGCGGCCGCACUUCUACGCCGUGUGCCAGCCGAUGCUGUCGGACGGUAGCACCUGCCAGGACACACAGAACCAGGGACGCUACAUCGACAGCUACACCUGCAGCAACGCCAACAUGACGGACUUUAACUUCCGGCAGCUGAACCAGUCCUUCCCCAGCGGCCACGCCAGCCUCAUCAUGUACGCGAUGCUCUACCUGGCUAUCUACCUGCAGGCGGCGCUGAGCACGCGCGUCUCCAAGCUGCUGAAGCACCUGCUCCAGUUCCUGUUCGUCAUGUUCGGGUGGUACGUCUCGCUGACGCGCAUCACCGACUAUCACCACCACUGGAGUGACGUGCUGGCGGGCGCCUUUAUGGGCGUCCUGAUCGCCUGCCUCACGGCCGUCUAUGUGGCCGAUCUGUUCGCCUUCAAGCGCUGGCCCAAAAACGGCUACUCGGCGAACACUCUGCGCAAGCCACAGGUCUCGCCCAAGAGCUCCACCAAGUCGCAGGCAGCCGCUGCCCCGGCCACAGCCGCCGCCAAUGGUGGACAGCCGCCUGCUCUGCCAGCCUACACCUUCGGCACGCUGCCCUACCUGGCAGCGCAUCCGGCGGCCCAGGCGCAAUACGCCCAAACCUAUCACAACUACGGAUAUGUGCCCUGAGCCAAGGCCGCUGAUCGGAGAGAUCGAAUGGAGCGAAUAGAUCGAAUAGGAACGGGAGGCAGAUGGGCGCUGGCUUCAACUUAGAGAACCUCACACACACACA
Drosophila obscura is the source of this 1250-nucleotide messenger RNA. Its product is annotated as putative phosphatidate phosphatase. Gene Ontology annotation, biological process: signal transduction; phospholipid metabolic process; phospholipid dephosphorylation. Gene Ontology annotation, molecular function: phosphatidate phosphatase activity. The record is from RefSeq and is a predicted model, not a curated record. Bases 113 to 1147 code for a protein of 344 amino acids. The transcript has a single exon. NCBI's taxonomy places the organism in Eukaryota, Metazoa, Arthropoda, Insecta, Diptera, Drosophilidae.